This is a messenger RNA of Nerophis lumbriciformis (worm pipefish), 1606 nucleotides long. RefSeq lists its product as uncharacterized. The record is from RefSeq and is a predicted model, not a curated record. Lineage: Eukaryota; Metazoa; Chordata; Actinopteri; Syngnathiformes; Syngnathidae.
CAGCCGAAAGGCCCACCCCAGCACCCCGCCGACGACUCUCCCCGCUAUGGGGGGGAUGGAGGAAACGUCCCGGGAGCAGCGACCACGCACGGCCGACCCACCCGGAGCCAACGAGCAGGUCCCCCACGCGGGCAUCCAACAAAAAAUCGCACCCACAUAUACACAGCAAGGGGGGGGACACGGGGAUAUAAUAUCUCCUCUGUUGGUGCAUUUCAGGGUACCGGCGCUGCGGAGAGGGGGCUUCCCUCGCAGAUGGCGCCUCAAACACCAGGGCCGGUGUGCUGGAGGUGCGGACGGCCCGGGCACGUGCCGGGAGUGCUCCAUGAUGGAAGUGGGGCAGGUGAUGCAGGUUGUCGGGCCUCCAGCACCCGCCCCCGAUCUGGGGGAGACGUACUGCGUCCCGGCGGACGCGUCGGGCCGGAGGCUGGGGGCGGUGCUGCCCCAGCGGGUGGGGGAUGUCGACCGCCCCGUGCUGUACAUCAGCCGUAAACUCUCUGACCGGGAGGCAAGGUACAGCACGGUGGAGAGGGAGUGCCUUGCCAUCCGGUGGGCGGUCGGGGCCCUCCGCUACUACCUGUUGGGGCGUGCCUUCAGUCUCUGCUCGGACCACAAACCGCUCCAGUGGCCCCACCGCAUGAAGGACGCCAACGCGCGGAUCACCGGUGGUAUCUGGCAUUACAGCCCUACAACUUCCGGGUGGUCCACAGGCCGGGUGCGCAGAUGGCCGUGGCCGACUUCCUCUCUCCCCCCGCUAUGGGGGGGUGUGGGGGGGAGUGGACGCGGCCGGACGGCUGCCCGGCCUGAGUCUAGCGGUGGAGGCAUGUGGAGAGGGGCGUGGUUCACGCGUUCCCUGCGGGCGGGGUGUGUGCAGGGGCCGGCCAUAAAGCGGCAGACAGCAGCCUCGGAGACCAUGAGGGGGUGGUGUGGGCUGGAGAACACGAGAGCGACACCACGAGAGAGACGCUGAAAAGCGGAAAGAGACUUUGGAAGAAAGAAAAUAAAAUAAUUGUAAACGCUGCAUCGGAGUUCCUGUGGUCCCAGACGAACCCGAACCUAGACAUUGCUACACUACACUGUACUUAUUUAUGUGUAUAGAUACACUGUACUUAUUUAUGUAUUUAUCUACACUGUACUUAUUUAUGUGUUUAGAUACAGACCAGUGUACUCAAUUGUGGGAAGUUAGCUCAUUUUAAGAUAACCAGAAUCUAAAAAAAAUACAAUAAAUAAAAUAUGAUUACUAAACAUUUUGACCUCGAGGCCCCACUUUUCCACUACAGAGGGGCUGGAGUCCCACUCAAAUAUUUACACUGAAGAGUCAUCUUACUAUUGAUUUUAAUUGUAUUCAAUAAUGAUAUCUAACCGACUUACAGUUUACAACCUUGUCACAUGAGAUGAAACGUGUUAAUCACAAAUCUUAUUAUUUAUUCAACAUAUACAAAUUGGGCUUAGGUCAGGCUGAUUAGAAAAAUAAGUACUAACCAAAUAUAUACUCCAUAAGAAGGUACUCACAAAUAAUGGACGAAAAAUCAAUUUACAUACAAUUCCGUUGUGGUAAAAUAAAUAAAAUAAAUUAUUGUUUCUUAACUAAAUUGUCAAUUUUAGUCAU